Messenger RNA from Meloidogyne enterolobii, 567 nucleotides. Lineage: Eukaryota; Metazoa; Nematoda; Chromadorea; Rhabditida; Meloidogynidae. The record is from the annotation of a GenBank genome assembly.
AUGGAAUCCUCUUCAACUUCAACAAAACUCGAUUUUUAUCCAUUUGCCUAUGCCCUGUUUGAUGAAUGCUUAGAAAAACAUUGUUGGUAUUGCUUGGAUGAUGAGAAAAAAUUAAAAAGAUGUACAGGCUGUCAAAACGCAAUGUUUUGUGAUAAAAACUGUCAAAGCCUGGGUUGGAAAGACCACAAAUUUGAAUGUAAAGGAAUUAAAUUAAACAAAGGACAAGUCCCGGAUAUUGAAGUUAGACUGCUUGGACGUAUUGUGAGCAGACAUAAAGCUAUCCUUUGUGGAGUAGACAAAAAAGACCCAGAUUUUUACAAAGAUAGACAAUCCAAACGUAAAAUUAUGGAGAUUUGGGCGCAUACUGAGAGGAUUAAAAAUGAUGAAUAUGCAAUGAGGAAAUUUGAAGGCAUUUAUGAACGUUUAUGUCGCUUCUAUGACCCUAAAGCAAUGCUUAACAAACAAGUAGUCUUUGAACUCCAUUGCCGUGAUUUUAUCAACCGGCACGCUAUUAGCGAUAAACACUAUUUGAGGGUAAAAGAUAAAUUGAAAAAAUAUAAAAAUUAA